GCUUUUAAACGUUAACCACUGAUGAUCCACUAUAUUGACCAGAUACCCCAAGGGGCCAGGUUUCCAGUCGGGAAGCACGCCAUCCCAGGAACACCAUUGAGUUAAAAUAAGAACUAGAGAUAGCCUUCAAGAUGGCCCGACCGUUGUUUUUAGCGUAAUCUACUCACGGUCGCAUACGUCGAUUCUUGGGGGCUGACAUCUUGCUAGUUCCGGUAUCAGGAUCGCAUUACUACAUGCCCGCUAGCACUGGAGGCCAGCUGAGCCCAGCCUUUGAGCCCAAGCCUAGCAUGUGCAGGAGCAGGGACAUGCAUUCCAGCGCAAGCUGGAGAGGGGUCGUGGAUCUUGAUUAAUGGGGAGGGCAAAUCUGCAGCUGCUAAGCACAACCACUGAAAAAAGUAGAUUUUUUUUGUUGUUGUUGUCUGCAAGUAAAUUAUUCAGGACUAAGAGGAAUGUACUCUGUUUCUCUUUCCAAACAGCCUAACUGUCUAUGUAUCUGGAAACAGUGGAGGUGUAUGGGGUGAAGAGGACGGUGGACUCAGUGGAGGACAUCCCAGCCACUUGGCAGUGAGGUUGUUGAUUAAUAUCGCCUGGGCGCCCGUGAAGGUGUUUUGCAAAGGCUGAGAGUUGAUUGCACUCAAUUUGGAACCGGGCAUCAGCCAGGUGCCCCGCUCUGGCCGACAUCGAAGUCAGCUCAAAACAAAAGUGACGUAGGUUAAGCACAUUGAGUAGUGAGUAAGAUUCUGUGCUUUCACAUGCAAAAGUGAUUGCUUUUGAUAAAAACACUUUAUCUGCCUUCCCAAAGAAAAAUGAGUUUGAAAAUUCUGAUACAUAUUUAAUGGAAAAGAGAUGUAUGUUUCAGAACGAUGCACCAUGCUGCCUCGUUGACAAAUCAAAUCAAAAUGUAUUGGUCUAAUACACAUGGUUAGCAGAUGUUAUUGCGAGUGUAGCGAAAUGCUUGUGCUUCUAGUUCCGACAAUGCAGCAAUAUCAACAAGUAAUCUAACAAUUCCACAAAAACUACUAAAAGGAUGGAAUAACAAUAUGUACAUAUACAUAUAUGGAUGAGCAAUGACCAAGCGGCACAGGCAACAUGCUAUAGAUGGUAUAAAAUAUAGUAUAUGCAUAUGGGAUGAGUAAUGCAAGAUAUGUAAACAUUAUUAAAGUGUCAUUAAUAAAGUGACUAGUGAUCCAUUUGUUAGAGUGGCCAAUGGUUUCAAGUCUGUAUCUAGGCAGCAGCCUCUCUGUGUUAGUGAUGGCUGUUUAACAGUCGGAUGGGAUGGCCUUGAGAUUGAAAAAUAGCUUCUGUCUCUCGGUCCCAGCUUUGAUGCACCUGUACUACCUUGCCUUCUAGAUGGUAGCGGGUUGAACAGGCAGUUGCUCGGGUGGUUGUUGUCCUUGAUUAUAUUUUUGGCAUUCCUGUGACAUCGGGUGCUGUAGGUGUCCUGGAGGUCAGGUAGUUUUCCCCCAAUGAUGCGUUGUGCAGACCGCACCACCCUCUGUGGAGUCCUGCGGUUGUGGGUGGUGAAGAUGCUGUGUCAGGCGGUGAUACAGCCCAACAGGAUGCUCUCAAUUGUGCACCUGUAAAUGUUUGCGAGGGUUUUAGUUGACAAGCCAAAUUUCUUCAGCCUCCUGAGGUUGAAGAGGCGCUGUUGCGCCUUCUUCACCACACUGUCUGUGUGGGUGGACCAUUUCAAUUUGUCCGUGAUGUGUACACCGAGGAACUUUCCACCUUCUCCACUGCUGUCCCAUCGAUGUGGAUAAGGGGGUGCUCCCUCUGCUGUUUACUGAAGCCCACAAUCAUCUCCUUUGAUUUGUUGACAUUGAGUGAGAGGUUGUUUUCCUGACACCACACUCCGAGUGCCCGCACCUCCUCCCUAUAGGCCGUCUCAUCGUUGUUGGUGAUCAAGCCUACUACUGUUGACCAAGCGGCGCAGAUGACUGUUCGACUUGAGAAGGGCACUCCUCCCUCACCACUUUUUCUUGUUCAUGUUACGGGCUGUAGCCGGGUGCACCUUGGCUCAGGUUAAUAGACCUCCCUCAGUGUUGGCACUGUUACUAACUACCUGACAGGAGGAGCUGAAGGACGUCUCCUACUUACGGCAGUAGCCGGAUCUCCGCCGCCACGAUGACCGACUUCUUGCAGAAUACUUCCGGUUACUACAAAAAAACGAGCGACGUCAUCAUGUUUGCCCACAAGGACUUCUCUCCCUUCGCAUCCUGCCGAUCCCUGGGGGGCACAUUCAACACCUCACCUUGAGGACACACACUGGGGCUACGUUUCAAUAGUCUAGUAGCUUCCUCUCACAGGCACUUUAGUGAGGACAAUACUCUUCCGGUUAGCAGUUGUCACUAGUAUGUACAGUGGCCCUCAAUAUCUAGAGUAUUGAUGAAAUAUGAAUGAUUUUAUGGUGUUUAGAUUUUUACUGUGUACUGUUCUUAUUUGCAUGAGCUGUGUUGAAACAAAGUCCAAUCAACUCUGUUGAUAUAGCAAUCGCAAGAGUUACACUUAUGUCAGUUGGGGUGAAUGAAAGAAAAUGUAUUAUUUAAUGUACACAACGCAAUCACACAACCACGACUUGACAGCUUCAGGUGUACUCUGGGAACUGUAGUCCUCUUAGUUCAGAAAAUCACAAAGGUGUUUUUCAUUUUGUUUCAUUCUUGUUGUUGUUGAAGACUGAUCUCACCAAAUCAGAAAGACAACAGUUCAUCAGACUUUGGUGUAGGGUACAGUACAUUCUGACUUGGUUCUCCUUCCCAGUGGCUCAAAUUAGUUUUUUAGAUCAUAACACAUUCCCUUAACCUGAAACUAACCUGAAACACUCAAAAUUACAUUUACAUUUUCUACAUGCUUUAGUUUCAGGUUAAGGGGAUGUGUUAUUGGUUUAUUGGUGUUAAAUUACACAAUUUAUGCUAUAUUGGACCACCAGGCUGCUGAUGUCAUGCAACUUAUACAAACAUGUAGAUAGAUAUAGUUUUAACCAGCCUUUAGUCUUGAAAUAUUUGGUUGUUUAGUACACUGCCAUACUCACUGUUUAGCACUUGGCCUCACAUGUGAAUCCUUAAAGAGAUGUCUGGGGCUAAGGCUUAAGAUUGUGUGAACCAUGCUGGAUGGUUGUGUUGACAAAGAAAAGCUCUACAGUAGAUGCACCAAAACAUUCAAGGGCAAUUUUCUCAAACGUGUUGUUACAAGGUUAUCAAAUGCUAAAAAACUAAAUUUAAAAUGUUGCAACAUAAGACCAAAAAGAGUCGGUCGGUCACAUACGUGCACUUCAGGAGACAGUUGUAUGAUAUUUUCUGUUCAACACAACGCAAUCACACAAUCACGAUUUGACACAGUCGUAGCUUGGUAACAUCAAUUGUACUUUGGGAACUGUAGUCCUUUUAGUUCAGCAAAUCACAAAUGUGUCAGCAUGGCCACUGCCCUUUAAAUACGCAACUCGUUGCUUCAAACCACACCCACCCACCAAACCGGAGCAAACGUACCCCAAAGUCUGUUCAAGAACUGUGGUUCGGCAACGUAGCAAACGUUUAAGCGAACUGAACGCACCUCAGUAUGUGGCCGAUCUAGUUUCAGGUGUUUCUUUGGUUACGUUAGACUACUUACUGUAUUCUUAUCAUACCGUUUUAGAACGGUUAGUAGUGAUAAAAAAAUGUUGGCUGAUAUUGCACGUCGACAAAAUCGUUCACUGAUUGGCUCACUACCUACGUCUGAACUUAUGCGUAUGAUGGUAAACAUCUGAGCGUGCGCUUGCGUACUGGUAGUAAUGGAGGACAGGUCCUUCUCUUCGGGGUAAAAUCGGAAUUACCAUUGGUAUCAAGACAACAACUGCCCAAUGAUUAUCGGUUGAAGCUGUUUAACAUUGUUGGGCCAUUCUAUUUAGCAUGGCAUCCGAUUCGGGGCCUCAGGCUCCCGGCUCCAAAGGGAUCAUGACCUUUCACCCCACCGCUGAGGAGUUCCAGAACUUCAGCCGCUACAUUGCCUACAUGGAGUCCCAGGGAGCACACAAAGCCGGUCUGGCUAAAAUCGUGCCACCAAAGGAUUGGAAACCCAGGAAGUCCUAUGACGAUAUAGAUGACCUGGUGAUCCCAGCUCCCAUCCAGCAGGUAGUGACGGGCCAGUCGGGUCUGUUCACCCAGUACAACAUUCAGAAGAAGCCCAUGACCGUCCGAGAGUUCCGCAAGACGGCCAACAGCGACAAGUUCUGCAGUCCUCGCUAUACCGACUUUGAAGAGCUGGAGAGGAAGUACUGGAAGAAUGUGACUUUUAACCCGCCCAUCUACGGGGCUGAUGUAAACGGAACGCUCUAUGACCCCGAUGUGACCGAUUGGAACAUCGGCAAACUGAGCACCAUCCUGGACACGGUGGAGCACGAGAGUGGCAUCACCAUCGAGGGGGUGAACACGCCCUACCUGUACUUUGGCAUGUGGAAGACCACCUUCGCCUGGCACACCGAAGACAUGGAUCUCUACAGUAUCAACUACCUCCACUUUGGAGCGCCCAAGUCCUGGUACUGCGUUCCACCAGAGCAUGGGAAAAGAAUGGAGCGCUUGGCUCAAGGGUUUUUCCCUGGAAGCCACCAAAAUUGCGAAGCCUUCCUGAGGCACAAGAUGACCCUCAUCUCUCCCUCCAUAUUGAGGAAAUAUGGCAUUCCAUUUGAGAAGAUCACUCAGGAGCCAGGUGAAUUCAUGGUGACGUUUCCCUAUAGCUACCACGCCGGCUUUAACCACGGCUAUAACUGUGCAGAGUCCACUAACUUUGCCACUGAAAGAUGGAUUGAGUAUGGAAAGCGAGCCAUACUGUGUUCAUGCAGGAAGGACAUGGUGAAGAUCUCCAUGGACCUGUUUGUGAAGAAGUACCAGCCGGAACGCUACGAGCAGUGGCUGGCGGGUCGGGACACGGGGUCCAUUGACCACUCACGACCCACCCCAGAGGCCAAGGAGUUCCUGGGGGAGGAGGAGGGGAGAUGCAGUCCUUCCCAUGAGCCCUGUGUGGAGGAGCUCAACACGGAGGGGGAGAGAAAGAGCCCCACACAGAGGAUAGGGACCAAGAGGCACAGAGUGUGUCUGGAUGUACCUGAUGAGGUGGUCCCUAAAGAUGAGGAAGAGGAGUAUGGAAAGAAAGCCAGACUUGGCCUCACCACUCAGGGCACAGGAGCAGAGGAGUGCAAAGAUACAGUCACCUUGAUGGACCUCCCUAAUGUAAAGACGGACCCAAUGCAGGGCAACCGCAACAGAAGCACUACUCCGCAAAAAGUCACCAUCCCCUCCAUCAGCAAUCAUGCGACGGCCAUUUUGGCUCAACCCCAGUCGCACAGAAACAGGCACCUUCCAGUAGUGGCUCCUCCAGCCAGGACCGGCCCCUCCACCCAGCCGAUCAGAAAGCUAGGGGUGGCCAGCCUGCUCUUUCAUAAGACCCAGAGCCCUAAGGAGGCCCUGCAGGGCCACAGCUAUGCCCGUGAGAACCAGCAGCAGAUUCACCACACCCACCUCCAUGUGCACAGUUACGCCAGGGAGCACCUGCCACGGCACCUCCAACCCCACCUCCAACUCAAGGCCAAGCCCCAGGCCCAAGUCAAGGCCGAGCAGCAGGAGUCCCACGUCCCAUCUACCAAAGGAGUGCAGAACCAGGCCGACGCACAGAUUCCCUGCAAGGGAGAACCGGUUGAAACCAAAGCCCAGACCCAAGGCCUCGGUAAGUGGCGGCAGCAUCCUGGCGAGGCCCAGGCUUGGGAGGAGAGGUCCAAAGCCAGGUCCCCUAGCAGUCCAGAGCCUGUCCAGACCCAAGCACACACCAGGACAGCCAAGAGGAUCGAGGCGGAGGUCCGAAGGGACAGGCGGAAGCAAUGUCUUUCCCCUGUGCAGGCGGAGGUAACUUUAAUGAAGCAGACAAACGUACGUCCAAGUAAGCCGACGAUCUUACGUCCAAGUAAGCCGACGAUCUUACGUCCAAGUAAGCUGACAAACUUAAGUCCAAGUAAGCAGACGGACUCAAGUUCAAGUAAGGAGACCGAUUCCAGUCGGAGUAAGCAGACGGAAUGCAAGAGCAUGAAGAGCAAACCGCAUCCUCUCCUCCGCAAGCUGCCCAAACAGCACCCACUACUCAGGCCCAGGGAAAGCUCUAGUGAUGACGAUGAGCUGUAUGUGAAUAUGGAGGAUGAACCAGAGGAGACGGAAGAGUGGGCCAAGCCCCUUGCCCAGCUCUGGCAGAGUAGACCCUACAACCCCCAGGCGGAGAGGGAAUACAACCAACUCAUGGGCCUGCAGGCCCCCUACUGCUCCAUCUGCCUGCUUUUCCACACAUAUGACCAGUCGGAGUCUAGCGGCAACCCCAGCUACACUGUAAAAGGCCGGCGAGGGGGCAGACAGAGGUCCAAGCCCCUGAUCCCGGAGAUGUGUUUCAGCACCACCAAUGACAAGACCAACAACAGCAGCAACAGCGGAGAGGGCCAACUUUCCACCCCUCACCUGGAGGAGGACGGCACCAGCCUCCUGGUCAGCUGCUCCCAGUGCUGUGUCCGUGUUCACGCCAGUUGCUAUGGAGUUUCUGCAGACCAAGUGUCAGAUGAGUGGAUGUGUGCCCGCUGUGAGGCCAACGCUUUAACUGAGGACUGCUGCCUGUGCUCACUGCGAGGGGGAGCUCUACAGAGAGCCAACAACAACAAGUGGGUGCACGUGCUGUGUGCGCUCGCAGUCCUGGAGGCGCGGUUCGUGAACAUUGCCCACCGCAAUCCCGUGGACCUCAGCUACAUCCCUCUGGCCAGGUUCCAACUGAAGUGUUUCUACUGUAAGCGCCGGGUGAAGAGGGACGUGGGCUGUUGUGUGCAGUGUUCCCAUGGCCGCUGCACCACCGCCAUCCACCCCACCUGCGCCCAGGCUGCUGGCCAGCUCAUGCAGCCUGAUGACUGGCCCUUCAUCGUCCACGUCACCUGCUACAGGCACAAGUCACCCGUCCUGCCGGAGCGCAAUAAGGCGGCCAUGCGAGAGCUAGAGGUUGGCCAGAAUGUUAUCUGUAAGCACAAAAAUGGCCGCUACUACCAGUGUGAGGUGCUGGAGCUGACCAUCGCCAUCUUCUACGAGGUCGUCUUCGAUGACGGCUCCUAUAGCGACAACCUCUUCCCAGAGGACAUUGAGAAUCGGGACUGCGUGAAGCUGGGCCCGCCAACAGUGGGCGACGUAGUGCAGGUGCGCUGGACCGACAACCUGCUUUACGGGGCCAAGUUUGUCGCGUCGCACUCCAUCCCAAUGUACCAGAUGGAGUUUGAGGACGGGUCGUCGCUGUCUGCCAAGAGGGAAGAAGUCUACAGUCUAGACGAGGAGCUGCCCAAACGAGUCAAGUCCCGAAUGUCCAAGGCAUCAGACAUGCGCUUCGACGGGAUCUUCACGGAGAAGGAGGUGAAGCAGGGCUCCAAAAGACAGAGAGUCAUCAACUCCCGUUACAGAGAGGACUAUAUCGAGCCUCUCAUAUACAGAGCUAUCAUGGAAUAACCCUCCUCUUUCUCUACUUCCUUAUAAACUCACCACACACCCAGAGAGUGGGGCAUCUCUGGGCACCCACAGCCUUGACAAGUGGCUCCAACUCUGGGUACCAGUAUGAACAAACUCUCCCAUGUCCCUUGGGCAUUUUUGUAAACCAGGGCUGGGACUUUUUAAGGGAGUUUCUGCUCUUCAUGAACCCUCCCCUUAUUUCUGUGAAUGCUAUCUUUAUCCUCUUUUGCUGAAAUAGUUCAAUAAAAUAUACAAGUUGGAAUUGGAACUACUCAUUGAACCGGAACCGCAGGUUUUUAUGUAUAUACAUAUUUCCUUGACGACCUGCUCAACUCUAGAAUUUAAUUCCUGCAUUAUCUCCUGCCCUCUUUGGACAAUUUGUUUCUCCUCUGAACUUGAGGUGGCAUUUUAAUCUCUAGCUUUACCCAUCCAAAAGCAUUAAUUGGUCGAUGAAAACACAAUGCAGGCCAUUAUUCAAUCCGAUUUUCAGUAAUAUUCUGUUGUGUGAUUCAUUUUUAAUCCCCAAACAUGUUUUGCUUUAUACUCUUUGCAAUACAUACAUUUAUGGACUUCAUAGGAAUGUGCAGGUUUGAUAGUGUCUACUGUGACAAUAGGAAGAAGUUAGUAGCCCAAGCCUUAAGUUCAAAGGGCAGUGUUUUCUUGUUAAGUUUAGCUUUACAACUUUAAAGCUUUGGAUUUAUUGCAUUUAAUUUAUGUAAGUUGUAUGAGUUUGAGAAUGCAACUGUUUGAUACCACAGCUCACUGUGCUUACAAUCUCAGAAAAUCCCCAAGAUGUAUUUAUUUGUUAUGUGGAUAGGUUUUUGGACGCAAGUUGGUUCUCGAUUCUUGUUAUAGUUUUUUUUCUAAGCCAUCCUGGGUUGCAUUGGUAGUGUGUGUGUAUAUAUGCCAUAGAGAAUGAACGAGAGCUUUCCUACAUAGUUCCCAUUAUAGCAUCUUAGAUUGCACGGGGAAUACCAUUGAGGCAAUCUCCAUUUUGAAGUAGUACAUUUUCUUCACGAUUGGCUGAUCCCUCCUGAUGACCUGGCUGGACAUGACUCCAACAGGUUCACUAGGAGGAAUCGCCCAAUGAAGUUCGAAGUCCCACUCAGUUCAAUACAUCUUUGUGAGGCCCAUGCUAAAAUGGCCCUGUGGCCACUAGAGGCCUCUUUCAUUCUCUAUAGUAUAUGCCAACAUGGGUCAACUUCCUCCUCCCUGCAGAAAAAAGCACUUAUUUCUCUCCCUAAAGUACCCAUGGCAUGUCUAUCAUUGCUUUUGCAGGUGGCUGUUAAGUUCAGGUACAUAACUGAGCAUGUGCAGAAAAGUUAGUUGGUCAAUUACAGCCUAGGUGUAUACUAGUUGGUUUGUGGUCCUAUCACAACCAGUGAGAAAACUGCAGAACGUUUUUAUAGGAAAAAUAUAUUUUCAUAUCAUUAGAAGAAUGUUCUUCCUCCUAAUGCUUUGUCGAAGUUUCUUGUUGACAUAAAUCGUUACCAUCUUUGGAUAGUAUUGUAUAUGUAGCUAAUUUAAAGCUGUAAAGUCUAUCUCAGGAGGACACACACACCUCCACCUCUUGAGCCGCACCGCUGAUUUACGUUUUGUUUCCAUGGCUACUGUUUGAAGCGCUUGGAUUGAUUUGGUAUGUACACGGGAAGUGUCAACUCUGUGCAUUACAUUUGUAAACAUCAACUGUUGCAGUAAAGACCGGACUAAGAAAAGCUAA
Oncorhynchus masou masou (cherry salmon) is the source of this 9204-nucleotide messenger RNA. RefSeq names its product lysine-specific demethylase 4A-like. Gene Ontology annotation, biological process: regulation of gene expression; chromatin remodeling. Gene Ontology annotation, molecular function: histone H3K9 demethylase activity; histone H3K36 demethylase activity. Gene Ontology annotation, cellular component: nucleus; chromatin. The transcript has 23 exons. Lineage: Eukaryota; Metazoa; Chordata; Actinopteri; Salmoniformes; Salmonidae. Bases 3882 to 7484 code for a protein of 1200 amino acids. The record is from RefSeq and is a predicted model, not a curated record.